Condylura cristata (star-nosed mole) is the source of this 1433-nucleotide messenger RNA. RefSeq names its product kringle containing transmembrane protein 2 (gene KREMEN2). Gene Ontology annotation, biological process: multicellular organism development. The record is from RefSeq and is a predicted model, not a curated record. The transcript has 9 exons. The coding region runs from base 1 to 1272 and encodes 423 amino acids. NCBI's taxonomy places the organism in Eukaryota, Metazoa, Chordata, Mammalia, Eulipotyphla, Talpidae. Gene Ontology annotation, cellular component: plasma membrane.
AUGGGGACACGGGCCCUGCGGGGCCUCCUCCUCCUCCUGCCGCUGCUACCGCCGCGCGGGGCCUCUGCGGGGAGCCUGCACAGCCCAGGCCUGUCCGAGUGCUUCCAGGUGAAUGGAGCCGACUACCGCGGCCACCAGAACCGCACGGGCCCGCGCGGGGCGGGCCGCCCCUGCCUCUUCUGGGACCAGACGCAGCAGCACAGCUACAGCAGCGCCACCGACCCCCAGGGUCGCUGGGGGCUGGGCGCGCACAACUUCUGCCGGAACCCUGACGGCGAUGUGCAGCCGUGGUGCUACGUGGCCGAGUCCGAGGAGGGCAUCUACUGGCGCUACUGCGACAUCCCCACGUGUCACAUGCCCGGGUAUCUGGGCUGCUUCGUGGACUCGGGGGCACCCCCGGCCCUCAGCGGCCCCAGCGGCACCUCAACCAAGCUCACGGUGCAGGUGUGCCUCCGCUUCUGCCGCAUGAAGGGCUACCAGCUGGCCGGCGUGGAGGCUGGCUACGCCUGCUUUUGUGGCUCUGAAAGCGACCUGGCCCGGGGACGUCCGGCCCCCGCCACCGACUGUGACCAGAUCUGCUUCGGCCACCCGGGUCAGCUGUGCGGCGGCGAUGGGCGCCUGGGCAUCUACGAGGUGUCGGUGGGCUCCUGCCAGGGGAACUGGACCGCCCCUCAGGGCGUCAUCUACUCCCCGGACUUCCCGGAUGAGUACGGACCGGACCGGAACUGCAGCUGGGCUCUGGUUCCUCCGGGCGUCGCGCUGGAGCUCACCUUCCGCCUCUUCGAGCUGGCCGACCCGCGAGACCGGCUGGAGCUGCGCGACGCCGCCUCGGGCGGGCUGCUCGGCGCCUUCGACGGGCUGCAGACCGCCGCCGAAGACCGGGCGCCUCCCAAGGGCUCGGCCCACACCCCGGACGCGCCCCGCGACGGGGCCAACGCGAGCUGCAGUCCCCGGCCAGGGGCUCCGGAGGCCGCGAUGGGGGCUCGCGUCUUCUCGACGGUGACGGCCGUGUCAGUGCUGCUGCUGCUGCUGCUGUCGCUGCUGCGCCUGCUGCGCCGACGGAGCUGUCUGCUGGCUCCAAGAAAAGGGCCCCCGGCGUUGGGGCCUUCCCGGGGUCCUGGGAGAAGCUGGGCUGUGUGGUACCGCCGGCCUCGAGGGGUGGCCGUGCCCUGCCCCCCCGGGGAUCCCCAGGCUGAGGGUCUAGCGGCAAGUUACCGGCCUCUGAGCGCCUCCAGCCAGAGUUCCCUGCGCUCCCUCAUCUCUGCUCUCUGAUUCGGGAACCCCAGGGUUCACUGGACCCUGCGCCAGCAGGAUGGACACCUGAGAGCUAAGUCGCACUCAGCCUUGGCCCUCCGCCCCACAACGGGCAGCUUGGCCUCUGGUCACCUCUCGGAGGCCAGCCCACGGACAGGUGCAUCCGGUGCUGUGACUGG